UUAACCUCCCUGUUAGCAAAGUUAUUCAAACAUGUCCUCAAAAUUAAUGGCGACGAGUACGAACUUGACUCGCUGUCUGGUUUACAACGAAGCAGUGAGAGGUUCCUUUCAGAUGGUAGAUCUCCAUUCAACAUUCUUGUUGAUAAGGAGUUUGAGAUGUCUCUUAAGUUCUAGCAACCAAAAGGAAAAGUUUAGUCUGGAAAGUCGGCAAAGGGAACAGGCCAAACCCCAACCACGUGGUGACAGAUGGUGAAGAAGGUAAACUCUUUAAAAGUGGCCAGUUCGGAACUUUCUAUCCUGAGGACCUCCAGAGAAUCAUGUGGUGGUUUUUGUCCCUCUACGUCGGU
This is a messenger RNA of Porites lobata, 347 nucleotides long. Lineage: Eukaryota; Metazoa; Cnidaria; Anthozoa; Scleractinia; Poritidae. The record is from the annotation of a GenBank genome assembly.